Messenger RNA from Sorex fumeus (smoky shrew), 2737 nucleotides. Its product is annotated as cytochrome P450 2A13. The record is from RefSeq and is a predicted model, not a curated record. The coding region runs from base 41 to 1525 and encodes 494 amino acids. Gene Ontology annotation, biological process: xenobiotic metabolic process; coumarin metabolic process. NCBI's taxonomy places the organism in Eukaryota, Metazoa, Chordata, Mammalia, Eulipotyphla, Soricidae. Gene Ontology annotation, molecular function: oxidoreductase activity, acting on paired donors, with incorporation or reduction of molecular oxygen, reduced flavin or flavoprotein as one donor, and incorporation of one atom of oxygen; heme binding; iron ion binding. The transcript is spliced from 9 exons. Gene Ontology annotation, cellular component: cytoplasm; intracellular membrane-bounded organelle.
CACUGGCCAACCCCUGCUGACCGUUACUCUCAGCGCCACCAUGCUGGCCUCAGGGCUGCUCCUGGUGGCCCUGCUGGCCUGCCUGACGAUCAUGGUGCUGAUGUCAGUGUGGCACCAGAGGAAGCUGGCCGGCAAGCUGCCCCCAGGGCCUACCCCUUUACCCUUCAUCGGGAACUACCUACAGCUGAACACUGAGCAGAUGUACAAUUCUCUCAUGAAGCUCAGGGACCGCUAUGGGCCCGUGUUCACCGUGUACCUGGGUGCCCGGCGCGUGGUGGUGCUGUGUGGUCAAGACGCGGUGAAGGAAGCGCUGGUGGACCAGGCGGAGGAGUUCAGCGGCCGAGGAGAGCAGGCCACCUUUGACUGGCUCUUCAAAGGCUAUGGUGUGGCCUUCAGCAAUGGGGAGCGUGCCAAACAGCUGCGACGCUUCUCCAUCACCACACUGCGGGACUUCGGCGUGGGCAAGCGUGGCAUUGAGGAACGCAUCCAGGAGGAGGCAGGCUUUCUCAUCGAAGCCUUCCGCAGUACACGUGGUGCAUUCAUCGAUCCCACCUUCUACCUGAGCCGCACUGUCUCCAAUGUCAUCAGCUCCAUUGUCUUUGGGGACCGAUUUGACUAUGAGGACAAAGAGUUUCUGUCACUCCUGCGCAUGAUGCUGGGCAGCUUCCAGUUCACAGCCACGUCCACAGGCCAGCUCUAUGAGAUGUUCUAUCCAGUCAUGAAGCACCUGCCUGGGCCACAGCAACAAGCCUUUAAGGAACUGCAGGGGCUGGAGGAUUUCAUAGCCAAGAAGGUGGAACAGAACCAGCGCACCCUAGACCCCAACUCCCCACGGGACUUUAUCGACUCCUUCCUAAUCCGCAUGCGGGAGGAGCAGAAGAACCCCAACACUGAGUUCUACAUGAAGAACUUGGUGCUGACCACCUUGAACCUCUUCUUCGCGGGCACUGAGACAGUCAGCACCACCAUGCGCUAUGGCUUCCUGCUGCUCAUGAAGCACCCCGAUGUGGAGGCCAAAGUCCAUGAGGAGAUCGACCGGGUGAUUGGCAAGAACCGCCAGCCCAAGUUUGAGGAUCGGGCCAAAAUGCCCUAUGUGGAGGCCGUGAUCCACGAGAUCCAGAGAUUUGGAGAUAUGAUCCCCAUGGGCCUGGCCCGCCGAGUCACCAAGGACACCAAAUUUCGUGGCUUCUUCCUCCCCAAGGGUACCGAAGUCUUCCCUAUGCUGGGCUCCGUGCUGAGGGACCCCAAGUUCUUCGCCAGACCGCGAGAUUUCAAUCCCCAGCACUUCCUGGAUGAGAACGGCCAGUUUAAGAAGAAUGAUGCCUUUGUGCCCUUCUCCAUUGGAAAGCGCUACUGUUUCGGAGAAGGCCUAGCUAGGAUGGAGCUCUUCCUCUUCCUCACCACCAUCAUGCAGAACUUCCGCUUCAAAUCUCCGCAAGCUCCCCAAGACAUCGACGUGUCCCCCAAACACGUGGGCUUCGCCACCAUUCCACCAACCUACACCAUGAGCUUCCAGCCUCGCUGAGCAGGGGUCAGCAGGGGAGAGGAGGGGCUAGUAGGGGGGGCGGGGGAGGAGCUAGCGGGUAGGUGCGGCAAAGAGCAGAGCUAUUUGAAGAUUGUAUGUGGGAUGAGGAAAGUGGGAGAAUUAGGAGGCAAGAGAACGGCGCUGGGGGCUUGCAUAGAGAACAGACUGUUCACCUUUUUAGAGAGAGUCUCGGGAUCUGGGAGGAGAGGCGGGGGCGGGAGCCUUAGGGGGCUGCUGUGAAAAGAAACCGCAAUACCAGAUAUGAGGCAUUGCGGCCCGGAACUCGGUGUUGUUAACCCCAUGCUGAAAGCAUUACACACUCUUACUGCUCACAAACCUUGAAGAUGAGAAGUAUUCAUGCGCAUGUGCAUUUCUCCGCUGGGGCUCAGAACGCCCUGAGUCAAUAGCUGUGGUUCCAGGCCUUACAAGCAAGACUGGGUAAGCAUGCGCAUGCAAAGGGAAGCAGGUCCUGCAGAUGGUUUACAGAACUCCUCUCCCUCAAGUGGAAAACCAAUCUAGUGUAUUGUUGAGCAAUGCAAGUAGCUCUGUCCAGGGUGUUUUCAUGCUAACCUUCCUUCACUACAAUGCAUUCACACCCACCACCAUCACCCAAAUACUGCUACUGGGUCCAAUGUGGGCAGGAUCAGGGAUGGGAAUCAGACUGUCGGUGAGGGACAAAAACACUUUCUGGCUUCCCGUGCAGCUGAGCCCUUCUGUGUGUGCAUGUGCAUGUUUGUGUGUGUGUGUGUGUUGUGUGCGUGCAUGUGCACGCACAUACACACAGGUGGGUAACUACAACUUUCUCCUGAGUAGAUGCAAGGACUCAUUUUGCUGAGGGUUUCUGCAGGGAGGGCUCUCUCUGAUGCAUCUGGGAUCUGCUCUCGCAGACUGGGAACCACCUGCUUACUCAAAAAUCAGUGAUUACAUGUUCACUCAGAAGAAAAGUAGGUAGUGCUCUUGCCUAACACCCAGGGUUGAUCCCAGGCAUCCCAGUGUUCUCCCGAGUGCAACCAGGAUCAAUUUCUGAAUGCAGAGCCAGAAGUAACGCCUGAGCAUUUCUGAGUGUGACCCAAAAAUUUCAAAAAGGAAAAAUUUUCAUCCUUUGAGAGUGCACAAAUACAUCCAUCCCCCAUAGAGCACAGUGCUUCUCAGUCAAGUGCAGUGUAAACCCUGCCCCAAAGUUUUCAAAGCACCACAAGAUUUAAAUAAAGU